Molecule: messenger RNA, 1776 nt
Organism: Seminavis robusta
Lineage: Eukaryota; Bacillariophyta; Bacillariophyceae; Naviculales; Naviculaceae
Source: the annotation of a GenBank genome assembly
ACAGUGAAACAAAAGACGUGCCAAGGUGCAAGAGCAAAUGCACUUAGAUUUGGACCACAGUAGUUCCUGCUGGGGUGUUGUCUUUAGUUGUCUUUGGCAAAGGUCAUAAGAUUUUGUCAACGUUGUGCAAUUACUUUUCUGGCUAGCAAGACAAACAUGGGAAAGAAAUCCAAACGAAACAAGAGCAAGGGACCUUCUUCUGCUGGAGAUGCGCCAUCUCGUCCGGCUCCAGCCCUUCGCAAGGACGACAAUAAAGAGGAGGUUGAAACGAAGGAUAAUUUGCGCUUUGAAGAUCCCUUUGUCGAUGAAGUCGAAGAGGAUGAUGUCCUACAAGACGAUGAUGGGUACGAUGAUGAAGACGCAGAAAUGAACGACAAUGAAGUUGUUCAAUCCUGGAAUCCCCUGACAGGAGAGGCUUUGGCAGAGGGCCAAGAAUUGGAAAUGGACCCUUCCGCCUACAAGAUGUACCAUGGUCUGACCCCCGAAUGGCCCAGCUUGAGCUUUGAUUUUUUGCGGGAUGACUUGGGAGAAUCUAGAACAAGAUUUCCACACACACUGACUGCGGUAGUGGGAACCCAAGCAGCCAAUCCGGAUGAAAAUCAAAUCACAGUCAUGAGAUUGAGUGAUUUAGCUCGAAUUCAUAUGGAAACAGAAGAUGAUAUUUUGGGGGAAGAAUACAACCCCAAUGGAGGCAAUGAUGAUGAUGACGACGAAGAAUCGGAUGAUGAAGAAGCUGUCGAGUCAGACCCAGUUUUGGAAAGUUUUUCUAUUCCGCACCAUGGCGGUGUGAACCGAAUACGGGCCAUGCCCCAAAAAACAAAUAUUGUGGCCACGUGGAGUGAUUCUGGAAAUGUCAGCCUUUUUGAUGUGGAACCCAUCGUCAGCAAGUUUUCCAGCAAGGGACCGAAACAAUCUGCUUCUACGACUUCUUCCUCGGAAAUAAAGCCCUUCUUUGUGCAUUCCAAGCAUCCCACUGAGGGCUACGCCAUUGAUUGGUCCCCCGUCAAACAAGGUAUCAUGGCCACUGGUGAUUGUGCUGGCAAUAUUCACAUUUGGACUCCUCGAUCCGAAGGCAGCUUUGAGGUGGUUCCUGCCUAUGAUUCCAAGACGUAUGCGGCAGGCCAAAGUACCGAACAUCCUUCCGUGGAAGAUAUACAGUGGAGUCCCACGGAAGCCACAGUGUUUUGCACAGCCGAAUGUGGUGGUUAUGUUCGUGUGUUUGACACUCGGGCACCCAAUCGCGCCAUGUUGAGUCACAAGAUUCAAUCCGAUGGAUCCGAUGUCAAUGUGGUUUCCUGGAACAAAUUGGUGACCAACUUGUUGGCGUGUGGUGGUGACGAUGGUGUCUUGUCCGUUUGGGAUUUGCGUCAUUUUUCGGGUGGAAGCAAACCAGAUCCUCUGGCACGAUUUACCACGCACAAAACACCCAUUACAUCCGUCGAGUGGCAUCCUAGCGACGAAUCCAUGUUGGCAGCUAGCGAUGACGUGGGAACCUAUGUAUAUGAUUUGUCCGUGGAAGAAGAUGACAAUGCGGGAGAAGUCGAUGUCCCACCCCAACUUUUGUUUGUCCACUGCGGGAGUGAGCAGUUCAAGGAAGUGCAUUGGCAUCCUCAGAUUUCGAGUUGUCUCAUGACAACGGCAUUGAGUGGGUUUUCCACGUUCAUCCCAUCUAAUCUGUAGAGUACCGCUGCUACUAGUAACAAUGUCUACUCAACUAGUCAACACAUGCUUAGCUUUGUUUAUAGUUGGGGCACGCAGCCAAUGUUCUUUCGGAAC